UGAGAAAAGUUAGAGAGGACAAGUUUAGAAGCAGUUGUGAGAACUAAAGACAGAGAGGGGGGUGUGAAAACAGGCACGCGGCAUCAAGUGUUGUAGGAAUGAAACGCUCAGUUAGAUUAUAUUGAAGGAAGCUCUCAUCAGUCGUCCGCUUCUCAUCCGUGUUUGUGCGGCACAUCGGAGCCUCGCGCUGCAUCUGGCAGAGAGAAGCCCACUUCCGAGCGCACAAUGAGGCAGUGUGUCCGUGUCCGAGACAAUACCGCAAGAUGCUGCGGAGAGACGCGAUUCCCACCGGAUCAGGGACGAUUCGCUCGACUGCACCGUGAGACCAACUAAAAGGAUGACACCUUAAUCGGUGCAUGAAGGGCAAAGACAAGACUUCUGGACGUCCAAUUAAAAAGCCAUUACUUAAGAAUGAAGUUCCGGUGCGCUAUGGCUUUCAUCACUUUUGUGACCUUGGUCUUCAUUGGAUCAGAAAUCAAAAUGGUGUCAAGGGUCUUUGAUAAGUUCCCCAAGAAACAGCCAACAAAUAUUCCCUUGGACGACAGCAGUGCAACAGAAAAGAUGGUUCUCAAAAGGCUGCUUUCUAAACUGGGCGCAAAUUUCUCUCAUGACCAAGAAGAGGAAGAGCAGGAGGAUUUAGCCAUGAACAGGAACAGCAGUGGACAUAAGCAUGUAUUGCUCAUGGCCACCACACGAAGCGGCUCAUCAUUUGUUGGAGAAUUUUUCAACCAGCAUGGGGAGAACAUGUUCUAUUUGUUUGAGCCUUUGUGGCAUGUCGAACGAUUUCUUUUAUCCCCCGCAGGGGCGCGCAACACCUCAGUAUCCUCUGUCUACAGGGAUGUACUCCAGAAGCUCUUCCUGUGUGACUUUUCAGGCCUUGAGAAGUUCAUCUCUCCCCCACCUCAGCAACAUGUCACCACAGAUCUUUUUCGCAGAGAAUCCAGCGUGUCUCUGUGUGACGAUCCUGUCUGCACUCCUGUAAUCAAACAUGUUUUUGAGCGAUAUCACUGUAAGAAUCGUCAAUGUGGACCUCUGAACUUCACCCUUGCAUCUGAGUCCUGUCUUUCCAAACAAUACCAUACCAUUAAAAGUGUCAGAGUGAUUCAUCUGGACACACUGAAGCCUUUCGUGGAGGACCCAAGGAUGGAUGUCAGAAUUAUCCAGCUAAUUCGAGAUCCACGGGCUGUUUUAGCAUCGCGCAUGGUGGCUUUCUCUUCACAAUAUCAGACGUGGAAGGCCUGGGCGCAGGACGGCCAGGUGCCCGAAGAUGAUGUGGAGAUGAAGAGACUCAAGGGAAACUGUGACCACAUCAGGGUUUCUGCAGAGCUGGGACUCAGCCAACCCUCCUGGCUAAAGCACCGCUACAUGUUGGUGCGUUAUGAAGAUAUCGCCCGUUACCCUAUGCAGAAGGCAGAGGAGAUGUACAAGUUCAUGGGGAUCCCAUUCAGUUCCCAAGCAAGAGAGUGGAUUCUGAAGAACACGUAUACUACUCAAGAAGCCAGCGGAGUUUACUCCACUCAGAAGAACUCAUCAGAGCAGUCAGAGAAAUGGAGAUUCAGCAUUCCUUUUACACUGGCUCAGGUUGUGCAGGAACUGUGUGGACCCACCAUGAAGCUGUUUGGAUACAAAUUCGUGGAGGAUGAAAAUACACUGACCAAUAACUCGAUCAGCCUGCUUGAGGACAAAGUGUUUUAUUGAUCAAGAGAUCCAAGUUUAGCUGUGAAUCUGCAAAACACUGCAGGCAAUAGGUCAGAACCAGGAGAAGCCAUAACUGCACAGACCAAAACUGCAAAGCACCAGUAUCGUAGGACACAAACUGUUCUGUUGACAGCAGCAUUCAGUGCAUAACAUUUAUAUCCAGACACACCAUUGAUUUGCCUCAUUAGAAAAUUAAUCAUGCAUAGUAUGUUCACUGAGAAGCCUGGUACUUAAGCUUUAUGUCAUUUAUAUUUUGUUCAUCAGGGAAAAAGUCUUAAUCUUCAUCUUGACUUUGUGGGAAUAUUAGGUAAGAUGUUAUUAGUAGGUUGGAAUUUCAGGGAUAAACUACAGAGAUUCUGUUAUGCUUAUGAGGGACAUGAAGGAGAGGAUUUUUUUCUGUGCAUUGGGUUUCAGACAUUAAUAAUCAUGCUAGAUCUGGCUAGGCAACAGAAUGAUUGUAGAGCAGAUCUGAUCAGCUUGAGUGGUUUUAAAGAUCUGACUCAGGCAUGGUGUAAGUACAGUAUAAAUGGCAUUUUGAAGAGUUUUUAUAAGCAGCCUCUCCAGACCUCAGCAUUGUGUAACAACAGAGUUCAUUUUUAAUCUGACUGGCCAAAUACGUCUUUUGAGCACUUUCUUAAAAUGAAAUUUUAUUUGGCACAAAGAUGUAAAAAGUUCAGUCAUAAUAGAUCAAACAUACUGAAGAAUUUAUAGAAAAAUGAGUAAAUCUAUUGAAGAAAUAUGUUACCUCUGCUGUGUCAGCAGUGAGCUCCUCUCCCCCUUCCCCCACUGUUUCACCAGCAGUGAUAGUUGUAGUUUUUUAUCCAUCUAAGUAGACAGAAAGUUUUAGUUUUUGGCUCCUGAUAGCUCAGAUCUUAUUUUAGAGAUGACCUCUUGUAUCAGGUAUGUGUUUAUGCAAACAUAUCCAAAACUACUGCGCAAGGACUUUAUAGUUAAUAAAUGAUUAAUACGUUUUUGUUUUGAAAAAAGAAAAAAAAACAAAUAAGAAAUUCUUAAAGUCACACUUUGAGGAUCAAAGUUGUUUGUUCUGGUGACAACUCACAUAAGAACAUAUAUGGGUCUGAACUUUAGGAGAGACCCAGCUGGUGUUUCGUUCGCUGUCGCUCUUCAUGGUAUAUAAAGGUAACCACUGUGGCUCCAGCUCAAUGGCACCAUUGUGUUCAGUUUGGCUGAGGCCCUCCUGAAAUGGCAGCAUUGCUUAUGGAAGGGAGACUCUUUUAGUCAUGCGCUUAUACCACCUUCUCUUUGAAAACAUUAAUAUACCGCACUGCAUAGUCCAGUCUCACCACUGAACUGUUUAAGUCUAAAGGAGGACAGUGAAAUGCCAGCCUUCCAACUUAAACAGUGUGGUAAUCACAGUGUGCCUUCAACCGCUUUAGAUUCAGAAACAUUUUUGAGUGUAACAGGUUCCAUUGGCAGGUUAUCAUGGUAUGAAAAAAGAAGACAAAAAAGGAAACGUCAUGUAAUCUGUUGGUACAUGCCAUGUCUUUUACCAAAGAGUUUCACUUGAAAUUCCCGUGCUCAGUUAGUCUUCACUCAACAGAUAACUAAGUUACAUUCUGAAAAAUACGAGGACGUGUUGUUUUCUCCAAAGCACUCAUGAAGAGAUUAUUUAAAGCUGCAACAAAGUCAUUUUAAUACAAAAGCAUAAUGACAAAGAUUCGACCUUCAUAGCUAUACAAGACUUGAAUUUAACGUUUUCAUAUAUAGGUAGAAAAUUAUGAUUCAACUUCAGUCAUAUUUAUUUUUUAGAUCUAACUGCCUACUCAUUUGCUGUGAGUUUCUAUAGCCAAGUUGACAUCCUUAAUCAAGAUAAUUUAUAUCUGCAAACAAGGAAAACUAAACAAACUUUAACAUGCAUAGUUUGUGCAUGUUUUAUACAUGCUUGGAGGCUAAACUGUGGUGUUUUUUUUACUCAGGGCAAAGUAAGUUACUUAAAACAGAAUGUCAGUUGCUAUCCCAUCAUCUCAUGUGAAUUUUGCAGAUAGCUGUGUUUUUGGUCACAUCGAUAAGCAGCUGAUAUAAAGCCUUUAUAGUGUCAUCAGAUUGGAGUCUAGUUUUAUUGUUUCGUUGAGGAAAAACUGACAAGUUUACUCGCAGUAAAUGACUGAAUAAAGAUGGAAAAGAAAAUGUUCAUGCACUUCAAAAACCUUUAUUUAAUGCCCUGAGCACUCCUAAUGUAUGCCUUACACUGGCCUCCCCCUUCAAGCUGUUAUGUGAAGGACACUGCUUUACAGGACGAGAAAAAAGGGAGGACAUUUAAUACAGGAAGUGUUACAAUACUUCUGGCAUCCUGUUGGCCAAGUUCAAGACACAAACUAGCAAGUGGAAAUGUCUCUAGGAGUUUUAUUGUGCCAAUGCAUAUACAAAUACCGGAGAACUGUAGCUUUUAUUUUAUGGGGUCUUUAUGUACUUGUCUGGAGUUGUAAUGCAAAAAUAAAAAAAAGGAGUGUAAAAACACUUUGUAGGUGCAGAGACUCAGGAUCAUCAAAGUGAAUUUAUUAUAUGUUUAGUUUGGUCACUUCCUCUGUUAGGCUGUCAUCUGGGAAUGAAAUGUUUGAAAGAUAUGAAGUUGUUUGAUUGUUUUUCUCUGAAUAAAGAUUAAAUUG
Molecule: messenger RNA, 4325 nt
Organism: Salarias fasciatus (jewelled blenny)
Lineage: Eukaryota; Metazoa; Chordata; Actinopteri; Blenniiformes; Blenniidae
Product: carbohydrate sulfotransferase 3-like
Exons: 4
Coding region: 412-1698 (428 amino acids)
Biological process (GO): N-acetylglucosamine metabolic process; carbohydrate metabolic process
Cellular component (GO): Golgi membrane
Molecular function (GO): N-acetylglucosamine 6-O-sulfotransferase activity; chondroitin 6-sulfotransferase activity
Source: RefSeq, a predicted model, not a curated record